Messenger RNA from Zasmidium cellare ATCC 36951, 1422 nucleotides. RefSeq lists its product as uncharacterized. The coding region runs from base 1 to 1422 and encodes 473 amino acids. NCBI's taxonomy places the organism in Eukaryota, Fungi, Ascomycota, Dothideomycetes, Mycosphaerellales, Mycosphaerellaceae. The record is from RefSeq and is a predicted model, not a curated record. The transcript is spliced from 2 exons.
AUGUCGACUGCUGUCGCCGCCCCCGCGACCACCCUUCCCCCCUCCGUCGAACGCCAGAUCUCGCCGCGACACUUUACCUCCAUUGCGCCCUCUUCCACGCCAACCGCCGCCUCGGCACCGACCUCGUCCGCACCAGAACCCGCCCAAAAACGAGCUCGAAGUAAUGGCUCUCCCGACGCUCGCCCUCCACUAGAGAGAAGCAACUCCAACGGCAACAGCAGCCCCAGCUCACAACGCGCGCCCAUGAUCAAAGUCAAGAAGGAGCCCGGUUCGCCUGCUCUGACGUCGUCGCGGCCACGACCCAAGGCUCUCGACCUCUCCUCGAGCAUGUCCAAGGGCCACGGCCCGCAUACUGGUCGUCCUUCAGCUCCACUUACCUCGAGAGAGUCGGCUGGCUUGGUCAUUCAAGACGUGGGUUUGGCUUGUCUGUCGCCGGGCUUUCAGACGAACGAUCCGGCCAUGCGGGAACAACUCCAGCGCAGUCUCGACGUGCGAGACCAGCAGCGCCAGAUUAUUGAAGCUAGGAAUAAGGGGAAGCCGGGCAGCUCACACGACAUGGGCGAUGGGCCGCGAACACAGGAUACUACACUUUUUGGCGUUCAGACCGGUGCGAGAACACCCAGCACGUCGAGGAGAAAGGGACCCCCUCCAGGAUUGUCAAUCGCUGCGCCCUCGGCGGCACAGUUUGCGAAUGACAGAGUUAUACAAUCUGCGCCUAUAAACCAGACGUUCACAGGACUUCGGCCAGGAGAAUACCCACACUCGAGACACGCACAGCAUGGUCCAAGCACACUCAGCCAGACAAGCCACAUCCACGCCAUGCCGGCGACGCAGACGAAUAACCGCCUGCCCCCUAUUGCGGACGUCUUUGCGAAUGAUAGACUGGACGCUCCACGAUACCCCGCCAACAACUCCCCUGGUCACAACGCACAUCCGCCAGCGCCAUCACCGGGAUACCCGCCACAAUCAGGUCAUAUCAUGCCCAUGAGUGGACGUGCGAGAGAGUUCCGAUCAGUGGAAGAGGCGGUUCAAGGCUUGUCUGGCGGGCGAGACGAUCUCAUGCCUAAAGUCGUUCACUACGGGGGUGUGCAGCCACCAACACCACCGUCUCCCAUGCCAGGCCAGCAAACAAACGCGGGUGCUCAGGACCACCGACCACAGUACGCUACCGACACGAGACCUGAUAUCCUCGCACGAACGUCUUCGAUGAACGGACGGAGACGCGGCCGAGAUGAGUAUGAACGAGAUAAUGGCAGCCCACCUUCCAGCUUCAACCGACCCGAACCGAAACGAGCGACGUUCGCCGUGCGUGGCGACGACCGUGAUCGCGAAGAAGAUUGGAGAGCAGGAAUGAGCAGCGCCGAGAAGCGGGAAGAAUUCCUACGACUAUGCGAGCGUGCGUGGGAUCUGUUUCAUUCAUAA